GUUUGAUAGGUUACCCUUUUUGGCUGCUCGCGUGUCUGCCAGUUGCGGUUGCGCUGCCAUUUUACGCACGCAUGGGUAUCAAUGACUCCCACUGAUGACACACAAUGAUCGCGAGCUCGAGCGAACUGAAGCCUUUCAUGGUUUCUGGACGUGAGGGCAGAAUGUCAACCUCUGGAAUGUGCGAGUGCGUCUUCAAGUGAGCCCCCGGUUAAGUAUAGGUGGGGGCGUCAUGGUGGAGAGCCUUUUUAACCUGAAUCGCUGCUUGUGUAUGUUGGCCGAGGCGCCGCCGCAGGAUGGGAUUUUAGCGUAAACUAGCCUGCAAGGGCUGUCGAGGAUUUUAUCUAGAAAAGUCGUUGGUGUGUUCGAGGACGAGGUGUUGGCUGCGCUAGUAGUGGAUUCUAGUGACGCGGCAGGUUUUGAAGCCCAGGUGGUAGUUGUGCGCAGUGGCCAUGACUUGUUAGCUCGGUUGGUUAGGGUGGAUGUGACGAUAGUUGAUGGAUUGUUGUGGGAGCGAAGUGGAGGAGUCGGUGGAUGAGAGCCGGGAAAUCCGGCGGAAUUUUAACAGGUUUGCUACUGGGUUGUCUCUGGUGCAUGAGGUUGGGGGUGAUGAGAUUCUCGCCGACAUGCGAACAGGCACGGCUCUUGUGCUUGUACAAGUUGCGAUCGUUGCGGUGUAAAUGGAGGGAGAAGUUAAUCAGCAGGAAUUUGCAGCCUAGACCUGACAGGAUAGAAGAGUCCGAUGCGAAGGGCUGCGGAUGCCGCAUAGGUUCCGGUACUGAAUUGCGACGGAGCAGGAGUAGGUGUGGGUUUCAGUUCUGAUGGACCUCCCUCCAGGCAUUCACCUGGACAGGAGUUGUUUUGGUAGUCAGGAAUUCGUCGCUACAAUCCAGGCAUUGUAGAGAAUGAGUCUGGAAAGAGGCAUGACAAUCGCCAAUUUGGCGCUCGGCGGGCUUGCAGCAAAAGGACGCGUGAAUGCAGCCCGUAGACUGCGCAGCGGCACAGUAGUUUUCCACGACUUGCAGAAGAUACUAGUUUUUUGGAUUGUCUUCACUGUUGCAGUUGCGGUCCACGUAGAGGGUCAAAAUAUUGAAUUCACUGUGAAGCCCGACGCCUAUUCUUCGAAUAUUAACCCGACGUUCGGGUUCAUCGUUGCGGCGGGAACCAAUGGGGUCAACCCAUGCGGCACGAAUGGGAAUCAGUGCUCCUUUCAAUGCAAGCUGGACCAAAGUGUAUUCCAAGAUUGCUCAGGGGGAACGUAUUCCUCUUUCAACCUCACAGAUGGCUCUCACAUGUUCACCGUCGCGGCAAACACAUCUACUGGAACGCCAUUGCCACAGAGCAUGUAUUCAUGGAAUAUAGAUACCGUGCCACCCACAGCUUCGGUUGUCUCGGAUGCGUUGUACACAAAUGCGGUCAACAUCACUGUCAAUGUCACUUUCACCGAGGUUUGCAGCGGAGGACGCACCUUCCAAUGUUCAAGUGUUGACACUUGUGAUCUGGUAGUACGCGGAUCCGGGGCCGUUUUGCCAUCGACGCUCAGAGUCGUGACACCAGGGCUGGCUUAUUCGUUGCAAGUUGGACUGUCUACUUUAGUUCCCUCUGGGAGGGUAUCUCUUACCACAAGCAGACAGAUAUGCACUGACGGAGCAGGCAACCCCUAUCAACGAAGCGCGAACUCCACCAUUGUCGUCCGUUUCAGUCGUAUAAACCCCACUGUUAAUCUCUGGACUCCCUUAACGAAUUUCCAAGUUGCGAUUGGUGAUCAAUUGCGAACGGUUCAGUCGACAAACUCCACCAGUGAUCUACCGAUUUAUCUAGACUUUAGUGAGCCGAUUCAAGGCUCCAGCGCUGAACUCCAGAAACAGCUCACAUACAGCUAUGGUGUUCUUCUUCCUGCUAGCAGAAGAAGUCGAGGCAAUCGUCGGUUCGCGUUCACGCUAUCAUUCAAUAACACCCGGACGGCCGCUGUGACAGUAACACUACCAGGAAACACAACAGAGAGUAGAUAUGGCAAUCCAGUGCAAGAAACAGCAAGGGUAUACUUUCUACUUGACACUGAGAGGCCUCAAGUUCAGCUGAGCACAACUGCGCGUGCACAUACACACGAUCGUCUUGUGCCCGUUGUUAUACAGUUCACGAACCCUGUGUUUACAUUUAAUAGCUCCGGUGUUACCAUUGCUGGCGGAAUAUUGCGAAGUUUCAGAGAGGUUACUAAGACUACUUACGCUCUUGUGGUCUACGCGUCGGAGGGUGCCACCAGUAAAAUAUCCGUGGCUGAAAAUCGAACCGUAGACAUAGCUGGAAAUCCUAAUGUUGCUUCUUCAACGCUGCAAAUCAUGCACUAUUAUUCGACGCCGGCCGUCUCGAUUGCCUUGUACUCAUUCAUCACAGCAGGUUUAUUAGGCACUGCGUUUUUCUCUGGUGCCCUUGCCAUCUCUUCCGCUAAUCUGGCUGCUGCAGGCGCAACUUUCGGUCGACCAGUUAGUUGUGUGGGCGCAGACGCAUCCCGAAAUCUUUUGGGAAUGGCAGGUCACGUGCAAGUCCUCGCUCUUUCGAGUUUCCUUGCAGUGAGCUUGCCAAUUGAGUAUGCCGAGACUGCUAACGGCUUGCAGUGGAUAAUUCCACACGUGAAAACUCCCUGGCAAAAGGAUGACAACUUCACAGCAGGCUUUGCGUCUAAUGUGCAUACGAAUCUCUCACUUACCAUUCGUCGAAGCUUGCUUUCGGUGUCUCACGUACCCCCAGACGUAGGCGAAUUCCAGCUACAAGCUCUUCAUUCGGCGUGCAUGAUGAUGCAACAAUGGCCCACUCAAUAUGGUAAUCUGAACUGCUCUCUCUACAGUGAUCGUCUGGCAACAACACACUGGUCUGACGAUUACUUGGAAGAAACUCUUCCCCACAAACAAGAAUUUCAUACAUCUCACUUUCACGACAGAAGGCGUUUGGGUGCGAAUGGAACAGAAUUUGGACCAGCUAUGACUGCAGAAGAAUACAACUCAUACUUUCUCGAUCAGACUUCUACUUUAAGUAGUUUAAGGGCCGACUUGCUUACAUCGGAAUAUACUGGGUGGGACGAUUUUCUUCGUAACAUUUUCUGGCUAGCAGUUAUAUGCGGCAGUUUGAUUCUUCUGCAUAUUCUUUUACUGUUGUUCCUGCGCUGGAGAACAAAGACUCCUCUUCAUGGAGCCCUAAGCUUCCCUCGCUUCGAGCUUUUUCUUCUCGUUUUGGCAUUGCCGGCGAUCGCACAAGCUUGUGCCUUCAUCAUAAGUGGGGGCACAAAAGCAGGCAUCGCCGUGGGGGUAAUACUUUUGAUCAUUCCCGCACUAAUUCUUAUUAUGACCACUGUGCUUCUUAUCGUCGGCAUAUUUUUGGGUAAAAAAGUCCAGUAUAAGGAGCUGAGACCACAUUUGCAACAAGACGGAAAGCUUCCUCCCCCACCGACUGGGAAACCGUUGUCGUUUGUGACGGGGUCAGGUUAUCCAGGCAAGUGGGCGAGAAAGGAAAAUACGAGUCCUGCUUUCAUUCCACGGUUCGGCAUCUUGUUUGAGGAUCGUAAGGGUCCGCCAAGGCUUGUCUCGAUGAUUGAAGACCCAAAUCAGCGCAACGAGACAGGUCGUAGCGGGUUCCGACGCUCCGCGACAAUGAAUUCCGAUGAUGAGCAUGAUGAACGGGUUGUGUCACGCUCGUACACAUUGUUAGGGGGUUUUCAAACCGCGUACGUUUUGGUGGAUAUGUUGAGGCGCAUUCUCCUAGGAGUGUUCUUCGGUGCAUUUCGAAUAUCAGACGAGUCCUGGACGCAGGUAUCAUUGGUACUCGCAAUUACCACGGUGCAGUUCUUGUAUCUCGUAAUCACGAAGCCCUUCCAGCGGCGAUUUGUACAGUUUGUUGAGACCGUGUCCCUCAUGUGCGAGAUCGGCAUCUUCGUUGCGGCCAUGGUAAUCUUAGGACUCAAUCGACCAUACGAUCCUCAUUACGGUAUCGGAAUUUUCAUGCUUGUGCUGUUCGUGCUGAGCUUCGUGGUACAAAUCGCGAACGAGUGGUUUGCCCUUAUCCGUCAACUCCUUGCUCUUUCCAACAGUGAAGAAAUAUCGCCGAAGCAAGGCCUCCAAGCUUUUGCUGCUGGCCUCAUGCUGCCUUUGCUUCCAAGGCGUCUAUGGCCGCAAGUGAACACGGAAAGUGCGCACACGACCCCGGCACCUCCGAAGCCAACUCCCGCCCCAAGGACUCUCGACGUUGAUUCAAGGCCGAGUUCGUCAUUUGGUCAGUUUUACACCAGUCCAGUGUCUUCUCCAAGACCCGAUAAUGGAAUCGUCACGCAGGGUUCGAGACCAUCAGUUCUAAGUGGAGUGACCAAGUCUGCCAAGCCGGUGAUGAACACUACAGACUACUGGCCCGGAGAGGAUCUACAAGAAUGGGCACGGCAGAAUUCACUGGAAAGGAGGAGGCAAGAAACACAGCUCGUAGCAAAUCCGAUGGUUCAAGAAAUCCAGCAGGCAGACCGAGUUUUCUUAAAGUAUUCUUCGGGAGCUGCAACUGACACCGUUGUAAGUAGAUCGCGGCAUCGUCGUAGCCCGCGAGUGCACAGCGACUCCCUUUCCGAAGAUCUAUCCGACGUUGACAUCAGCAUGGGGUCACAAGAGUUCGCGCAUGCCAUUGAAGUUGGGCCUGCGCCUUAAUCUUCGCUACCUCGUCAACAUUCAACAGUCCUUCUCCAGUUCUAUGUUUUUGUUAACUGUGUUUUCAACACAAUCGGCCUCGAUCAGACAUUAAGCAAAGCCAUGGCCUAGACAUCUUUGCCCAGCUGUGUGACGAUUCAGGAGUCGAUAACUUCGCAGUGAUCGUAAUCUUUUUCAUUUCGCUCCACCAUAGAUUCGUCACAGGAAGUUGUUAAAAUUUACCUCUUCGUGUAACAUGUGGUUUCCAGUUCGAUGUAGAUUGAUUAACAUGAACAUGAUUUCGAUCUUCGGCAUGCGACCACUUGGUAAUUGUUUGAGUCCAUGGAAAGUCAUCAAUUUCAUAGACUCAACCAGUCAACAAGUUCUCGCCAUUGUAACAUGUACAACAUUUUCUGUAGAGUUGGUGCAAACCCUUUGUAGUUCUGUAGUGUUAGAGAAAAGCCUAAGUCGGUUGGCUUUUACGGCAAUUCUUGAAAUUGCGUUCUCGAAUUGUACAAUAAAAUUGGUAGCGUUCAUUCAUCUCAUCAUCUCGAGAUUUUGUUACGCCUGCUACGAACUUGUUACCGCUU
Physcomitrium patens is the source of this 5245-nucleotide messenger RNA. RefSeq lists its product as uncharacterized. Lineage: Eukaryota; Viridiplantae; Streptophyta; Bryopsida; Funariales; Funariaceae. The record is from RefSeq and is a predicted model, not a curated record.